Planococcus citri (citrus mealybug) is the source of this 1828-nucleotide messenger RNA. RefSeq names its product pentatricopeptide repeat-containing protein 2, mitochondrial-like. The record is from RefSeq and is a predicted model, not a curated record. Lineage: Eukaryota; Metazoa; Arthropoda; Insecta; Hemiptera; Pseudococcidae. Gene Ontology annotation, biological process: mitochondrion organization; multicellular organism development; regulation of mRNA processing. The coding region runs from base 360 to 1520 and encodes 386 amino acids. Gene Ontology annotation, molecular function: RNA binding. Gene Ontology annotation, cellular component: mitochondrion. The transcript is spliced from 8 exons.
AAUAUCCCCCUUUCAGCAUGAUAACACGUAUUUCAUGCAUUUCACCGCCAGAGUGCAACACAUGUUUGUUGACGCCGAAUUUGGUUAAAUCAAAAUUUCCAUUUUCCAUUCAUUUUUCAUUUCUUGUUUUCACUUGCCAAAUUUUCUUAUCAGGUAGCAAGUGGAAUUUUUUUUUUCAUUUUAUAAUUUUAUCACUCACUACUUAGUAAAUGCGGUGGAAAAUUUGAAAAUUUAAAUGAGUUAACAUUAAAAAUAAGCCAAGAGUUCUGUAUUAUUUAUGAUAUACCUGUGCUUUCAGUCUGUUGGUGAUAUUUUUCAUUAUUUUAUUCUUCAUCCGUGUACAAUAGAGUAUCAAUAUCAUGAAUAAUCUCAGCUACCUUUUAUGCCGGGUCAAGCCAGUAUCAUUAUUUCGAAACUAUCAAAAAAUUCGCCAACUAUAUAGUUCUGCAUCGAUUGGUGUGGAAGACUACAUUGCUGCAAGGAAAAGAUAUGACGAAAACUUUGAAUUGAAUGCUUCUCGAUUUCGAAAAAAAAUGCAAGAAGUCUGUCGAGAUGAUGCUCCUCCUACUUCAUUGAUUUUUACUGAAGAUUUGAAACAAAUGGUACAUAUAGCGAAAGACAAUUCCGAAGAUGUGGAACUCGUAGAAAAAAUGCUUUCAAAGUUUCACGCUCAAAACUCUCAUUUACGUUUUGGAUCCUAUGUUUUUGGUCCAGUUGUUAUGCGGAUGUUUCAUUAUUUGAAUAAACCUGAUGAAGCUUUGAAGGCGUACAAAGACGAUAAAAUGAACGGGUUUUUUGAUCAGCUUUCUUCUCAUAUUGUAUUGAUGGACUUAUUAUUUAAUAAUAAAAUGUAUUACGACGUAAUUGAUGUUUACAAAAUUAUGGUAUCCAAGCAAUUGUCUUUCGGAACCCAUCCCAAAAGUGUUAUGGUGCUGGUGUUUGGAGCAUAUUACAAAUUGAAUACGCCAGAACAUUACGACGAAGCCGUUCAACUCUUUAAUAAAUUGAAUGAAAGAGGUCAUUCGCCUCUGCGGAGAGUGACUACUUUUAUGGCAGCUUUAGCUUUGAAUCAAAAUAAUCCUCAUCUGAGUCUUGAAAUUAUUUCUACGUUACCAAAUCAGCUGUAUGUUCUAGUGAGAUGCAUCAAGGCUUUGGCGUUAUGUAAUUUGGACAGAAUAGAAGAUGCUAUUUCGGUGAUCAAAACUGUUCUUAAAUUCGAUGCACCAAUUCAAACUACCCACACAUUUCCUAGCGAUGUGAUUGAAAAAGUUGGAGAGGCUGUGGAGAAAUCGGGAAGCAAACAAUUGAUGACAGAUUACGAUCGUAUUUGUAAACAGUUGAAAGCUCAGAAUCAUAUUGUGGAGAAAACAUUGGACGAUUUAUUGUGUUCAGAAGUCGUUGUGACACCUUCUGUAAGCAAGACGCAAACAACUUUAAACAUUGCCAUGGAUAAUACUCAUGCCAACCAUAAAAAAGCAGUUAGGAAUUAUUAUAGACCGGGUUUAGAGGAAGCAGUGUAGGAAUCUAAAUAUUCAGAUGAAAUUUUGUUCUGAAACGGAAUAAUGAGAAACACAUUAUUCGCGUUCGCCGAUAAUGCGAAAAAUUUGUCAAUAUCUUUUUUUUGUCGUACUAGAAUGUAGUCCAUAAAGAUAAUUCAAGUUCAAUAAAUUCCCGGUCAUAUCGUCAACUAAUAAUUAGGUAUUGUUACUAUGAAAAAAAAUGUACGAAAUCAUCUCCCAUGAUAAUGAACAUCAAGUAUCUAGAAGAUAUUAAUUUUUGUACGUACGUAAAUUGAGGAUUUUUAAAAAUAAAUGAAAUGAAUGAUAAA